GUACUGUUGUGUGCAAUUGAUAAAAAUGCCGUUAUUAGCUCAUGUUAGUCGUAGUACCGAGCAAUGCUGCGGCCUCUUUCACUUCUCUGCGGACGUGCCUAUGUAAUGAUAUUGUGUGGCAAAUCCUCUUUUCAUUUACGGCUAACUCGGUCUUUCGGCACUUCGCAGACUUGCGCAUUGACAUUGUAAUCUGUCAAAUGGUUGUGUCAUUCAGUGACGUAUCAUUAGAAGAGAAAUCUCGACAGCGAUACUUGCUGUGCAGCCAUUUUGGCUCCCUUUGUCAUCUACCGUGAUAUUGUGGAUCUAUGCUUGCGCCACAAUGGCUUCUUUUGCACACGGAACACGACGUAGCUGCUUGCUCAUUGGAUAUUUUGGGUGCCAAUCUUAACCACUGUGCUUGGUUGAACAGAGAUGGCCAGUUGUUGAAGACCCAGAGCACGUUAUUGGCAGAACAAAGAACACACGCUGGAUAACCAGAUAAAGUGCUCGUUGCUUGGGAGCAGGUUGUUCCACCCUCGUGCAGCCAGGAUCAAAACUGACUCCGCUAUGAAUCCCACCAAGGGAGGCCUCGCUAUAUUUUCAGCCAACUCAAAUCCUGCCUGUAUCGAGUUGGCCAGAAGAAUUGCUGAGCGCCUGGGAGUGGAGCUAGGAAAAGCGCAAGUAUACCAGGAGGCCAACAGAGAAACUCGUGUUCAAAUUCAGGAAUCUGUAAGGGGCAAAGAUGUCUUUAUCAUCCAGACCAUUUCAAAAGAUGUGAACACCACUGUUAUGGAGCUGUUGAUCAUGGUAUAUGCCUGUAAGACGUCUUGUGCCCACAGCAUCAUUGGUGUAGUGCCAUAUUUCCCUUACAGUAAGCAGUGCAAGAUGAGGAAGCGUGGCUCCAUUGUUUCUAAGCUGCUGGCGUCCAUGAUGUGCAAAGCUGGUCUCACUCACUUAAUCACCAUGGAUUUGCAUCAGAAGGAAAUCCAGGGCUUCUUCAACAUUCCAGUGGAUAACUUGCGUGCUUCACCUUUCCUCUUACAAUAUAUCCAGGAGGAGAUCCCUGACUACCGGAAUGCUGUGAUUGUAGCCAAGUCCCCUUCUUCAGCUAAAAGGGCACAGUCCUUUGCUGAGCGCCUGCGUUUAGGCAUUGCUGUGAUUCAUGGGGAAGCCCAGGACGCCGAGUCGGACCAGGUCGAUGGCCGUCACUCUCCACCAUCUGUGAAGAACAUGGCGGCCAUUCACCCCAGCCUGGAGAUACCCUUGCUAAUUCCCAAGGAGAAACCACCCAUCACGGUAGUGGGAGAUGUUGGCGGCCGGAUUGCCAUUAUUGUGGACGAUAUUAUUGACGACGUGGACAGCUUUCUUGCUGCUGCAGACACCCUUAAAGAGCGGGGAGCUUACAAGAUCUACGUGAUGGCAACACAUGGUAUUCUGUCCUCGGAUGGCCCCCGCUUGAUAGAAGAGUCUGCCAUUGAUGAGGUGGUUGUGACCAACACCAUACCUCACGAGAUCCAAAAACUGCAGUGCCCAAAGAUCAAGACAGUUGACAUCAGCAUGAUCUUGUCAGAAGCCAUUCGACGUAUCCACAAUGGAGAGUCCAUGUCCUACCUUUUCCGGAACAUUGGAAUGGAUGACUGAGACUUGUUGAAGUUGUGUGUAUGUAUGUAUGUAUGUAUGUAUGUAUGUAUGUGUGUGAGCGUGUAGCUAACACUGAUGUGAACUUCAUUCAGAGGGGCCAAUUUUGUUACUUUCUGAUUUUUAGAGGUGCUUGCUUGCAGCAAGGUUUUUUUUUUUUUUUUGCCUCCUGCCAUGUUUAUAUGUCAUUUGCACUAUUUUAACAAUUUGUCCCAGAACAAACAUUCCUUUGUGUGACUCCACAUUGUGGAUGUCUUCUUGUGGAGCCUUUAAAGCCAAAGUCCCAGAAGCACUGGGUGCUUGAAAGGCCACGGCUGGCCGUGGGUGGAGGCAGUAGUAGCUGCUGGCAGGAAAUCAGUUGUCAUCUCACCAUUCCAAACCUUGAGGGUCUUAAGUGUCUCUCAUCCUUGACCUGGGUGUGACGGCAGUGCCAAAAAUGUCUUGAAGGACCUGGGAACUCGGUGCUGCUAAUCUAAGAGAGAAGCUCCACACUUGGAGGUCUAGCACAUAAAGUGUGGAGCUAGGCUUCAGUUUGAAUAAAAGAAAAAAACAUUUAUAUAAAGAAUGUAAUCCCAGGAUGCAACAAACCAGAGCUCCCUUCAUUUUCGAGAAGAUGUUAUGCGAGUUUAACAAUGCUAUCUGCACAUGACCUGCUGAAUUGAAGGGAUGUUUUCCUAUUUAUUGUCUGCCAACAUCCAAAAUAAAAUUCUACAAAUGCAA
This is a messenger RNA of Erpetoichthys calabaricus (reedfish), 2337 nucleotides long. RefSeq names its product phosphoribosyl pyrophosphate synthetase-associated protein 2 (gene prpsap2). The transcript has 11 exons. Gene Ontology annotation, cellular component: ribose phosphate diphosphokinase complex; cytoplasm. The record is from RefSeq and is a predicted model, not a curated record. Bases 547 to 1620 code for a protein of 357 amino acids. Gene Ontology annotation, biological process: 5-phosphoribose 1-diphosphate biosynthetic process; purine nucleotide biosynthetic process. NCBI's taxonomy places the organism in Eukaryota, Metazoa, Chordata, Cladistia, Polypteriformes, Polypteridae. Gene Ontology annotation, molecular function: magnesium ion binding; ribose phosphate diphosphokinase activity.